AUGCAUCUUCCUGUGGCUAUUGGGGACUUUGCUGCUGCAGACUUCUCGUGCUCCUUGGAGCAUGUCAAGAACGCUGGCAGAAUCAUCAUCAAUGAUGAGCGCCCACCCCCGGCAUUUUUCAACUUCCCUAUCGGUUACCAAGGCCGGGCAAGCUCAAUUGUCGUCUCAGGAACAGAAAUCGAGAGGCCCUGGGGCCAAUUCAGGAACCCCAAGGCCAUGGGUCCGGAUACUCCCCGAAAUGAGCCUUCUAUUAUUUUCGGGCCAUCGCAGAAGAUGGACUACGAGCUCGAGCUUGCCGCCAUCAUUGGCAAGCCACUGCCUAUGAGGCAGCGUCUGAAUGCAGCCGAUGCUGAUGAACACAUUUUUGGGUUCGUCAUCCUCAAUGACUGGAGCUCCCGGGAUAUCCAAGGAUUCGAGAUGAUGCCUCUCGGGCCCUUCAACGGCAAGAGUGUUGGCUCGACAAUGUCACCAUGGGUGGUGACACUUGAUGCCCUCGAACCGUUCAGAUCGAACGGACAAAUUCAGCGUUCUGUGCCUCAAUAUCUUGAAGAUACCGAUAGGGCAUCUUACAACAUAACAAUGAAGGCAGAAAUCGUGGCUCGAGGCGACGCUACGACUGUUGGCACCUGCAGGGUGCAAGAUCUCUACUGGAGCAUGAGGCAAAUGACGGCCCACGCAGUAAGCUCGGGCGCUUCGCUUCGCACGGGCGACGUGCUGGCAACAGGGACAGUCAGCGGACCCGGAGAGGGCGCCCUAGGCUGUUUAUUAGAGGUUACAAGCGGAGGAUCAGCGCCUGUGGUACUGAAGGAUGGCAGCACGCGCGCGUUUCUGGAAGACGGAGACAUGGUACGGAUGACGGCUAUGGCUGGAAAUGGAGAUGAUGGCGUGGGCUUUGGCGAGUGCGUAGGCACGAUCGUACCAAAUCGCCCAUUUCCAGAGUAG
This is a messenger RNA of Verticillium alfalfae VaMs.102, 942 nucleotides long. Its product is annotated as fumarylacetoacetase. Gene Ontology annotation, molecular function: fumarylacetoacetase activity. The record is from RefSeq and is a predicted model, not a curated record. Gene Ontology annotation, biological process: L-tyrosine catabolic process; homogentisate catabolic process; L-phenylalanine catabolic process. Bases 1 to 942 code for a protein of 313 amino acids. The transcript has 3 exons. NCBI's taxonomy places the organism in Eukaryota, Fungi, Ascomycota, Sordariomycetes, Glomerellales, Plectosphaerellaceae.